GCUGCCGGCUCGGCGCCCGACGGGCCUCCGCCGCUGCGGGUCCUCGGCCGGCGGGGCGCGGCGGCGGCCAUGGAGUACACGCCGCCCCCCAAGCCGCAGCUCUCGUCGCGGGCCAACGCCUUCUCCAUCGCCGCGCUCAUGUCCAGCGGGAGCUCCAAGGACAAGGAGUCCCCGGAGAGCACCAUCAAGCCGCUGGAACAAUUCGUGGAGAAAUCCUCCUGCACCCAGCCUCUGACCGACCUGUCCGGCCUGGACCCUCACGGGGAUUUUAGCGCCAGCCCUUCGUCCCUCUGCACCGAGCCCCUCAUCCCCACCACCCCCAUCAUCCCCAGCGAGGAGAUGGCCAAAAUCUCCUGCAGCCUGGAGACCAAGGAGCUCUGGGACAAGUUCCACGAAUUGGGCACCGAGAUGAUCAUCACCAAGUCGGGGAGGAGAAUGUUUCCUACGAUCAGGGUUUCCUUUUCGGGAGUGGAUCCUGAAGCCAAGUACAUUGUGUUAAUGGAUAUAGUUCCUGUGGACAAUAAAAGAUACAGAUAUGCCUACCACAGGUCUUCCUGGCUAGUAGCUGGAAAAGCUGACCCUCCACUCCCUGCAAGGUUGUACGUGCACCCUGACUCACCAUUUACAGGAGAGCAAUUGCUAAAGCAGAUGGUAUCAUUCGAAAAAGUGAAGCUCACGAACAACGAGCUGGAUCAGCAUGGCCAUAUCAUUUUAAACUCCAUGCACAAGUACCAGCCAAGGGUCCACAUUAUUAAGAAGAAGGAUCACACAGCGUCUUUGCUAAAUCUGAAAUCUGAAGAGUUCAGGACAUUUAUCUUUCCAGAAACAGUUUUUACAGCUGUUACCGCCUAUCAGAAUCAGUUGAUAACCAAGUUGAAAAUUGACAGCAACCCUUUUGCUAAAGGAUUCCGGGACUCUUCCAGACUUACUGAUAUCGAGAGAGAAAGUGUGGAGAGCCUUAUCCAGAAGCAUUCCUAUGCCCGAUCCCCCAUUCGAACCUAUGGAGGAGAAGAUGAUCUAGGAGAUGAGAGUCAGGCAACACAAAGCAGAGGAUCAGCUUUUACAACAUCCGAUAACCUAUCCCUCAGUUCCUGGGUCUCCUCCUCAACCAGUUUUCCUGGAUUUCAGCAUCCACAGUCUUUGAGUGCCCUGGGUACCAGCACUGCAUCCAUAGCUACACCAAUUCCUCACCCAAUCCAAGGAUCUCUGCCUCCAUACAGCCGCUUGGGAAUGCCUCUUACACCUUCAGCUAUUGCCAGCUCAAUGCAAGGUAGUGGCCCCACUUUCCCUUCCUUCCACAUGCCGAGGUACCACCAUUAUUUUCAGCAGGGUCCUUACGCAGCUAUCCAGGGACUGCGUCACUCCUCCGCAGUGAUGACGCCAUUUGUAUGACUGAUGUAAGACAAGAGAAACAUGAGAUUUGAAAUGCGCAAGUUCGGUAUGAAAAAUAUAAGGGACCUUCCUGAAAAGCCUUUGGCAAGAAAGCGCCGAACUCAUAACAAACCAGCUAAUAAAAUGCAUUAUGGAUAUAGAUUCCUCCAUUGAGGGAUCUCGAGAAGAGGGCAUGCAUCGUGGAGCCACUCACAGAUCUAUGUGUAACCCAACUGAAAUGGAUCUCAGAGUUCCCAGGAUUUUUAAUGGCAUGCAGGUUGUUCCAAAGAUGCAUUAUGCCUUACGGAAAGAGAUUGUGUUUAUGCAGCAGUGUACAAAUUAAUUGUGUAUAGGUCUUUUUUUCAUGUGCUAAAAGAAUUCUGAAAAAGGCAAUACUCUUAUUCAUCUUCAUCUCUUCUUGUGACUAAUGAGUGUCAAUACAGAAAAUGUAUUGCUGUAGCUUUGAGCAUGUUUUAGGCUAUCUCAGCAUACAUUUGCUGGGAAGGGGACAAGGUGGAGAAAGCCACUGUCCUUUUUAGAAGACUGGCUUAUAUUCACCAAGAGCAGUAUUUCAUAGUUACUACUAUAAUCCCAAAGAGGAAGUUAUUAAAAAGGCUUUCUUUCUUUCUUUCUUUCUUUCUUUCUUUCUUUCUUUCCUUCACAAAGCUUUAUCUGUUUGAAAAAGAACUGUGUACAGGACUGUAGCAGUAAUGAUGUAUUCUCUUCUUCAGUCUAAAAAUAAGCCUGUCGCAUACCCUAAGAGGAGCAAUUAAACAGUCUGUUAGGUAUGAUGAAGGAAGGUGCUGAUUUUGGAAAAUCUGUUACUUAAACUUAGGAAUCCCAAAGUUAUCAAAUCCUUAAAUCAAAGCUUUCAUUUGUUGCUGCACUUGCCACUGAAGACCUGUGUCCAGCUGCAAAUACCAAGGUAACAGAAUGUCAGGCUAUUGUUUUACUCUGUAGAUAUAAUCAAUGGAGUGGUGUAAGAUGAAUGAUACUGGAGUAUUGUGUACUUCUGAUUUUCUUGAGAUGGUCACACCUGUUGUUAGGCAAGCUGCUUGGCCAGGCAAAUGAAGGUUGUCUUCUCUGCUUUUUCAUGUCCCAGUGGAAUGGUGGAGGUUUUGUGUAAAAAUAUCAGUGCAGAACUUUGCUCUUAUUUUUUUUUUAUUUAUAUCUACAUUUUGAGUCAGUAAUCAGGAAUUCAUUUCAUUCAAAGAACAGUCCACACUUUUGAGUAUGUUUUGUCCGAUGCAACAGAGGAACCAUGCUUAGCAUCAUCAGAAAAAAUGACCUCUCUGCAGAGAGCUAGCAUGAAUCCUUUGCACUUUUGAAAAGAGUACCAGUGAGAUGCCGGUUUUCUGCCUGGCAGGAGCUGGGAUUUCACUGUAAAUAAGAAGUCAACAGAGACAGAGUUGCUGUGUAUAGUUUCAUCCAAGUUAUAGAAGAGGCUUAAUGACCUCAAUUCUCACACUCUACUAAUAUUAAAAAAACAAGCAAUACGAUCUCAUACAAUAAAGAUCUGUGUAGAGAUAGAACAGAAUGGAAAACAGACUUUGGCACUAUUCUCCUCUACUUUUUACCAAUGUGUGUCAGUAUCAUAUGGUAGCAGGGAGAAUGCAAGACACUGAGUCGCCUACCUCGCAUCUCAGUACAGUGAAAGACGAGCCACACAUCUUUUUUUCAGCUCGUUUCCUUAUCUUACCCAAUCAUACAUAGCUAUGACACCCUCCCAGACUUUUCCCAGUUCUUACUGUGAUCCAGUACAUGCAUCCCAAUGAUAAGGGCCAUCUUUGUGUAUUUCAUAGUAGUUGAAUUUAAAAUCUUGUGAAACUGGCCAUUUUGAGCAUCUCAGCUAUCUGCAGUAUUAGCCUAAUUUCCAUUUACUCAUUGUUGGACAAAAAAAAAAAAAAAAGAAAAAAAAAGAAAAGAAAAGAAAAGAAACUUAAGGCAGUUUGCAAUGACAAGCAGGUGAACAAUGACAAGCAAUAAAACCCUUCAUAGUUUCUGGAUCCUGAGUUACUGCAAGGAGUUCCAUAUAAUGAGCCAGUUCAUAUAAGGAGCCAAGCUCUGCAGUACUUAAAUGGCUUAGAAUUAAAUGCUGAAUUUGGCUUGAUGUAUCUAAACAUUACAUUUUGCUCUAGGCAAUCACAUCUGAAAAAUGCAUGUUGCAAAGGGCACUCCUUGUGCCUACUCAUGACCUGUUUUGAUAUAAAGAAUCCUAGUUUUCAGGAAAUCAGAUGAUACUGGCCCCACAAGAAAAUAACUCUUUAAAUACCUAGAUGAUUCCACAUAAAUAAGAAUUUCAGGGAUGAUCAGGAAGGAAAUUUUAAUCCCUGUCCUUCAGUUGCUUGACUUCUGAGAGGUAAGUAUAGCUGUAUUUGUCUUUCUUAGGUAAGAUCUCAUGAUGACUUUCACUAAAGUCUGUGGGGAAAUGCUAUUUUGUUCAUCACAUCUGUUUCCUUCUGCAGAUCUAUUAAAUUAUCUGGGGUUGCAAGAGAUGCAGUUAGGUUCAGAAUUCAAGCCAGUGACUUUAAUAUUGAUACUUAUAUCAAAAAAAAGGUCAAGUAAGCAAGCAGCUUUCAGACAACUCCAGAAAUCUUUGGAAUAGGUACGCCAUCUUAGAUAAGCUUUAGAAAUUAUAUAAAACCUGCUCACAUAGCGACCUACUCUCCCUUCAUGAAGCAUGUUGAAAAAAAAUAACUAUACCACUUUAGCUCUUUUCUAGACCUUGACCUGUAAAUAUCAGUAUUUGGCACAAAUUCAUCCAAUACCAUUUUGGAGAAAAUUCUGGCUUUUCCUGAAACAAUGAAGCUAGCAUUUGAUACUAUCAUUUACAAAGAUAUUAAAUGAAAGACAAGUGCUUUUCACUAGGAAUGAAAUAUGAUGCAUAGCUGAAAAAUAUGGCUGUAGACUCUCCCUGUAUAAAAGCAUGAGAGGCCAACUUAUCCAAAUUCUCUGUAAUGAGAUUCAUAUUAUAGUCCACCAAGGGCUAUAAAUCCACAGACUGAUUUUGCCAAUGAGAUCAAGUCUCUGUUGGGGUGCUUAUUGCUCCCUGUGCUGUUCUCUGACCUACACUACUCCCCCAUGGUGUCCCUUGUAUCAGAAACCCACUGGCUUCCCCACUGCUGCAGAAUCACAGGCAGGUUCCAAGCAGAACCAUCAUCAGGGGAACGAGGGCAGCUUCUGAGAGCCUUCCCCAGGAAUAAGGUUAAUAGGUAUGUCCAGUUUGCUGCUCCUCUUCUUUGUCCUCACAAUUCAGUCUCCAAAACCAGUUAACAGAGUUUACCUGGAAGGAUUUAAAUGCACAGAUACCACAGAGCACGUGCCAGGAAAGUUGUGCCGCCUUGGGGAAUUUCUGCUCCCUGUCCCUCUCAGCUUCCUAUGGGCAGUGGGCAGCAUGUGAGUGAUUCGAGGGAUAAAAUUCCUGCCCUGCUGAAGUCAGUGGUAAUUUUCUUAUCUGUAAUGGAUACAGGAUUUAAUCCAACUUUCUUAUCUAGAAAUGAAGCCCAGCUGUAUGGAUUGUGCUUGUGGAGAUACCAGCCAUGUUCUACAGGAAAGAUUACAAACCAAUGCUACACCUUUAGCAUUGAUUUCACAAUUGGAAGAAAAGGAAUGUAAAUUUGUUAUUAAUCACUUAAAGAAUGAAAUUAAUUUGCCUAAAACAAUCUGUACUAUUUUGACAAUAACUCAGUAAUUUAUUUAAGGAGUUGCUCUAAUGCUGUCAUAAUUAUAUCACUUUCAGUACAGAACAUCUGUUGCUGGUGGACAGUCUAGGAAUGCCAAAAAUAAUCUAGAGUUUAUUUUCCAAUAUAAUUCACAUUUUAUAUCCCAUGUGAAGUGCUCUUCACCUUUAUGAGCUUUCUUGGCUCAGCAAACUGGUGCUGUUUUGUGUUGUUUUUUUAAGAAGGGUGGAGAGAACAUGCCUGAAUAUGCUUUUCAAAGAGAAUGAUAAGAUUAUCCUCCAAAGUGUUAUGAAUGCAUUUGGGUGUUUUUUGGAUUACCCUUUUAUCCAUAGAUAGUCAAGAGCCUCAGGUCUUUUAUCCAACAAAAGCAUCCCAAAGACUAACAGAACUGACUUAGAUGCAUUUGUCUAUUUUUUUUCCCUAUAUUUGGAGCCCUGAGAGAAGCUAGAUAUUUAAAACAUUUUAAAUUUGGCUGUUUGAUUUGCAGUAUUACUUUAUAUGGCUUGAGGGUCUGUCGAAGAUACAAAUUCAGUUCCACUGGUUUCAGUUGUACUCUUCUAGGUAUAAACUGACAAACAAGCAUACACCAAGUGCAUAAUAAUGCAGAAUUAAGGAGUGCUUUUUUAAUGAGAAUGCUUCUUUAUGAGUUCACGGAUAAUUGUGUAAUAACAGCACAGUCUACAAAAUGUAAUAGGAAAUCUUCCCCCAGAAGGCUUUAAGCAUGGUGGCUGUGACACUGCGUAAGAAGAUGUUGCAGCUUCCAACAUCCAGCAAACACUAACUAGCAUUUGAAAAUUAUCCUCUUUUAAACUGAAAAUGUUUGGGUUGGGUUAUGCACUGUAUCUUCUUUAUGUUUGUGUGUCUAUUACAUGGAAAGAGAAAUACCAAUGAAAAUCAUUGUGGAAACUUUCCAAAACUGGUAGUUAAUGUAAAUUGUGCUAAUUUACCUAUAAGCAGAAAAACAACAGCGAGAUCAAUGUAGCAUGCACAGCUCAUUAGCUGGGAGGCAGUUUUGGCCACAGUCCUUAUGCUGAUCAUCUGCAGAGGAAUAACAUUCACUCAUUCUAAGAUUUUUUUUUAUUUUUGGUGAGUUCUUACUAUCACUAUUCCUACCUGAGGUGGGUUUUUUUCCAAUAACCACAUACUUGCUGGCCAGAGGAUUUAGAUAUACUCUGUGACAAACUGUUCUUGAAUAUAGCCUCCAAUUUAUAAAAUGACAAUUUCUUUUCCUUUAUUUUGCCGUUUAAAAGAAAACCAAGCAGUGAUUUAAGUAAACUCUCAAGUAACUUUCUAUGAUAGUUUAAGGACAGAAAAUACAGUUUGCUGUAUUUUACCUUUAGCACAUUUAAACAAUCUUUUCUUUUUUUAUUGUACCUUCAGAAACAGGAGGAAAGAUUUUGUUUAAAAAUAAGGAAGGUAAAAACUGGAUGUAACCUCUUUAACAGAAUGUACCACAGUUCUGCUGUUUGCUGUGUUGACUUUGUUGUUUAAAAUGCAUUGCGUGAGCACAUUCACCAUGUACUGAAGUGUGUGUUUGUGUGUACGGGGUGGGGAUGGGGGAAAAUCUUUUUAUGGAAAAAGAAGUUAUGAACAUAAACUAUGAAGCAACAUCUAAUGAAAAGUUUCUUUUUAAGUGCAAUAUAUUUAUUUCUGCUAGAAAAAUAAUAUCAACAUUAUGUAAUAUUUGAAGCAUUAAAUGUUAUUUGUAAACAGCUUAAAAUUAUAUAUAUAUAUCACAAAACCUGUACAGAAGUGCAAAUGUGUGGAUAUUCAGUUUCUUUCAUUAAAAUAUUGGGUGUUUUGAUAUAUCAUUCUUAUUAAGCCAAAA
Messenger RNA from Rhea pennata, 6879 nucleotides. It is a transcript of the gene TBX20, whose product is annotated as T-box transcription factor 20. Gene Ontology annotation, molecular function: DNA-binding transcription factor activity, RNA polymerase II-specific; RNA polymerase II cis-regulatory region sequence-specific DNA binding. The record is from RefSeq and is a predicted model, not a curated record. The coding region runs from base 70 to 1392 and encodes 440 amino acids. NCBI's taxonomy places the organism in Eukaryota, Metazoa, Chordata, Aves, Rheiformes, Rheidae. Gene Ontology annotation, cellular component: nucleus. Gene Ontology annotation, biological process: positive regulation of DNA-templated transcription; heart looping; vasculogenesis. The transcript is spliced from 8 exons.